Micromonas commoda is the source of this 2262-nucleotide messenger RNA. RefSeq lists its product with no specific name. The record is from RefSeq and is a predicted model, not a curated record. Gene Ontology annotation, cellular component: cilium. The transcript has a single exon. Bases 1 to 2262 code for a protein of 753 amino acids. NCBI's taxonomy places the organism in Eukaryota, Viridiplantae, Chlorophyta, Mamiellophyceae, Mamiellales, Mamiellaceae. Gene Ontology annotation, biological process: cilium organization.
AUGGGCGGAGAAAGCCCCGCCAAGGGCGACAAGCACGUCACGUUUUCGUCCGAGCCCGAGGCUUCGCCCGGGCCCAAGAUUCGUCGCCAGCCCACCGGCCUGCCGACCGAGUAUCCCGACGACGACGAGCCCAAAGCUGACAAGCGCGGCGUGGCAUCGAGCACUGAGUCCCUCGAGGUGAGCCUCGCGGCCUGCGAACCCGCGCCCAGCCCGAGUCACCGCGUCCACGCGCGACGCGUCCCGCCAGAUUUCACCGUUGAGAAACGGCCAAAUUCCGCUCGCGCGGACGCUGACCUCCUCCCGAAUCCCUCGCUGCAGACCUCCAUGUCCCGGUACAGGAACACGGGCGCCGACGCACCCGCCUCCGUGGACCCCACCUACGUCGCCAGGCUGGAGCAGGAGCUCGCCGCGCUAAAGGGCUCCAUCGCCGCCAAGGGCGAUCCCCACGGCGCGCUCGACGCCUCCACCCCGGUGACCGCAUCCGCCGCGAGGAAAGCCGCGCGCGGCGCCGCCGUCCUCGCGGACCGGCUCGCGGGGGGCAGAUCCCAGGACGACGACCUCGCCGUCGCCAAGGCGGUCUUCUCCGACGAUAGGCUCGCCAAGUUUGAAGCCGCGCUCGAGCAAAAGUUUAAGGAUUCCGGCGGGUACGACUCCGACCUCGAGCGCGAGCUGGAGGCGGCGGGUGCCACCCCGCUCGAGGUUCGCAAGCUCCGAGCCGCGCGCGCGGACGCCGCGGCCAAGGCUGAGACCGCGUACAGGGCUGCGGAGGACGCCGCGGUCAAGGCGACGUUCGACCAGCAGAACGAGUGGAUGGACGAGUAUCGCGAGGGCGGCGUGAGCAAACCAGCCGCCGCGACUGGCGGCGUCUCCGGGGCUGUCGCGGGUGGUAAGGAGAUCAACGCGGCGCGCGACGCGGUGGACGCCACGCGCGCCGUCCCGCCCGUCGUUCGCGCGAAGGCGGUCUCCGCGCCGAGGACCAGGCGCGCGGUGUCGGCGAGGCCGAGCGGCUCGGGCGGCGUCGACUACCUCGGCGCGGGGGCGGAGCACGGCGACGGCUUACCCCGGCCGGGGGUGAUCGUGCGGCGCAAGACGGCGACGGUGCCCCGGCCGUUCUCGUUCGAGAUGAGGGAUCGGAACAAACCCAAGUCCAUCAGCGAGCAGCGAUUGGAGCAGGACCUGGCGUUCGAGGCUGAGAUGGAACGCGCCGAGCUCGCGAAGCAGUUCAGGGCCAACGACAUCCCUCGACACAUCUUCGAGUCCCGAUACCAGAAGAUGCUCGAGAAGGAGGAGAUGCGAAGGGAGGAGCGCAGGCUGAGUCGACGCGCGGCGCUAGUGGAGACGGAGAGGCCCUUCUCGUUCCACAGCCGGGACGAGCAGAAGAAGAAGGAGGAGGAAGCCGCGGCGAUGGAGCGAGCAAAGAACCGCGCCAAAAAGUUUCAAAAGCCGUUCAAGGCGAAGGACAUCCCGGCGGCGGUCAAGACGCCCAAGCUGGCGGCGCUGGAAGAUGAGGCGCGGCGGCGGAAGGAAGAGGCACGUGCCGCCGCCCUGGCCAAGCUCGCAGAGGCGAAGGCGCCCGCCGCGGCCGAGGUUAAGCACGGCCACGGCACGAGUGACUCGGCGUCGAAGAAGAAGCAGUGGUCGUUUAAGCCUGCGCCCAUGAAGCCGGUGCCCGACUUCGACGCGCUCCACGAUAAAUUCUUCCGCAAGCUUCAGUCCGCGAGGGCGUCUAAGCCCUCGACGGUCCCCGAGGAGUUCAAGCUCCACGAGAAGGACGCCAAGGCUAAAGCCGCAGAGCUCAAGAAGAUCAAGAACGAGAUGAGGCAGGACGAGCACGCUCUCGCCGAGGUUCGAUGGCCGUUUGCGUCGCUGCGCGCCAAGGUCAACUCCAAGCCCCCGCCCGCGUUCAAUCCGCCGAGCGACGAUUUCCUCCGCAAGAACGAGACCCUCGCGACCAAGCUCAGGCGGCAGGCGGUCGUCAAGGCGCGCAAGGAGGGCCACUUCAGCACCAAGGCUGAGAAAGAAGCACUCGAGGCGGCGCAGCGUGAUCGGGAGAACCGGCGGAGGGCGGCCGCCUGGGCCAAGACGCAGACAUCCUUCGCGGGCAAGAAGGCCCUGGACUUUGGCAGGUCCUCGAUGCGCGGCGGUGACCAGCACACGAAGGCGAGGCACGCGCAGCAGGCGAUGCUGGCGAAGGAGACUGUCGAGAAGGUGCUUCUCGAGAACAACGUGUACACGUACGUGGAGGAGGGGUCUGUCGUGUAG